This is a messenger RNA of Xyrichtys novacula (pearly razorfish), 31769 nucleotides long. The record is from the annotation of a GenBank genome assembly. Lineage: Eukaryota; Metazoa; Chordata; Actinopteri; Labriformes; Labridae.
GAUCUGGCAGAGUUAUAAUAAUGUGAAGAGCUUUGUUUGACCCGAUUUCAUUUUUAUGGCAGAAUACAGCGAUCGUCAAACAAGACGUUGGAAAAAUCCGCAAUGGGCUGUAAGCAAGUGUUUCCCAUUUGUCUGAGAUUUUGUUUGACUUUGGCUUUUGGUUCGGUAGAGUCUCAGAAAUACAACUAUGUUAAUUUCAUUGGCAGCAUCAGCUGUAGUUUCAGGUCACUUCUAUUUUGUUUCUAAACUUCAACCGAGGCACUAGCGUCAAGGACUUACGCCCACGGCUCUCCGUGCAAACAGUGGAAAACCAUGAGGACGGACGGAAAACGCUGCGGAAAUGGAUUAUCAUGCUGUUUGUCACUGGGGAGGCUGUUUAUUUCACAAACUCUCACUUUGCAGGAGCGACCUCGCGAAUGGAAAGGAUUGUUUUGAUUGUCCCCGUCACCCCGAGAGAGCUUUUUCUGUACCUUCAGGGGGUAGCGGUCCGACCGGCGGAGAGGGACAGGGCGGAGGGACUCCUAGCUGCUGUGCUGCGUCUUAGUUCUGGCUGCAUAUAAAGCAACUUGACAAGAGUAACAUUAUAAACGAUCAGCAGUUCACCAUUGCUUAUUUUUAAGCCUGCUGUAAAAGUCCAGUCUGGAAAACAAACAGAGGAGUUAGAAAACGCAUCAGUCAUAAAGCCUCAGAACUAAAAGUUGUUGAAGUGCCUCGAACUUUACGGCCCUUGAAAGUAGCGGUGCUUCCCCGAACAAUUGGAUCACUUCUAUUCAUAUGUACGUAUAAAGUUUGAUUGCAGGUACCUGACCUUUUAUUGCUCAUAUUGCAUUUAAGUAAAUGUGUGAGGAUGGUGGAAAGCCGGACCUGUGUCCAGAGGGAGGGGGUGUACCGCUGGUUUUCCCUUCUCACUUCAGCCCAAAGGACAGAGUUCCUGUGCGGCCUUCUGGACCUCUGCGUUCCUAUCGAACUCCGCUUCCUCGGGUCCUGCUUGGAAGACUUGGCCCGCAAGGACUACCACUCCCUUCGAGAUGCAGAGAUCAGAGCCAACAACCCUGCGGACCUAUCUGGCCUCACCAACGUUACGGACGAGGUGGUGCGUAGUAAGUUGCUGGUGUCCCUCGCCCUUCUCGGUUCUAACAAUAGAGAAGCUGCGGGGGUCCUGUACCGGAUCCUGACUCACAUCGACAUCGUGAUAAAUAAUUAUGGCCUGUCGCUGAAUGACGGGAGGACCGAUGAACAGUUUCUUUUGUUAUUCACUAUGGCCUCUCAUCACCCAGCAUUUAGUUUCAACCAGAAGCAAGUGCUCAGGCAGCAGCUCUGCCAAAUCCAGGACAUCUUGCAGGUGAGAGAGACCCACACAAACACACACACACACACACACACACACACACACACAUAUAUAUAUAUAUAUAUAUACAUACAUACAUAAUAGAGUUGAGUUCAAACCGUUAUUUGACUUUUUUGUCAAUGAACAUUCUUAUAUGAAGUCCUUUAUAAGGUGGUAGCUUGUAGAGAAAGAAAGAGUACUGACUGCUAUUAUUUUAAGACAUCACAUGGUUAAAGAAAUAUACUCAUGGGAAAUAUUGGUUUCAUAACACUGGGAAGUUUAAAUGAAUAAAUAAAAUAAUAAAAUAAUAAAAUUAAAUUUGACAGUUCUUUGGGAUGAAAUUCAAUUUGUGGUUGAAAGGAUAUGAAUGCAUAUUGAUGUAUAUGGCAUCCAAUCUGUACAGUACAGAUUUAAUUUACAGUAUUGCUGUUUUGGAAACAUGCCAUUCGAUUGCACCAUGUAAGACUGCACUUCAUAGUAAGAAGAUGAAGAAGGUCCCCACAUUUCCUUUCAAAGAUUGGCCUCUACUCCAAUACAAUACCUUAACUUUUUGAAAGUAAGAAAAUCAGUAAUGCCAGUUCCACUAUUUGUUUGCAUUUGGAACACAUUGGGGAAGCUCCAGUUUUGAACACACUACAUUUAUUACACAGUGAGAUCCUGCAGGACAGCAUUAGGAUUUCAACUUUUUUCCAUCUACUGUCACCUGAAGCAGUGUAAAUCAUCGAGAUCUCAAAUGGUGCAUAACUGUUCAAGUUCAAAUCCUAAAACUUGGGAUAAAACCUGGAGAAAAAAAUGUGAUUCAGAAAGAAUCAUUCUGACACGAGUGAACCACUUAUAGAAUUUAGUCUCCUUCAUAAAUACAUAUCGCCUGACAUGUGAAUAUUGGUAAAUGUACUUGUAGUAUUGAUCUCUUAACUGCUCGAUCAAAUCAAUACUUCUCCAGAGUUUACAUUACAGUUAUUCCAGAGUUUGUAUAUUUUUUAUAUGUAAAUAUAUAUAUAUAUAUAUAUAUAUAUAUAUAUAUAUAUACACUAGAGGCCAAAAGUUUGGAAGCAAGAUCAGAUUUGUACAAAAAAAGAUCAUAGUUUCAUUAAUAUAAUUUGCAACACAAUAAACGUGACUAUUGUGUAAAGAGUAACUUAUCAGGAGACAUUUUGACUAUAAUUAUUAGGUAUUUGAGUUAUUGUUGCUUAAAUUUUGCUUUCCUCCCUUAUUUUAUGUGCUGUCUUUUGCCGAUCUCUCUUACUGGUGACAAUGCUAUGUUAAAUUUCUGCUUUUGUAGUAACUCUCUUUCGUCCAGGUCUUUUUCUAUCAUCAUAACUUCCAGGUUCCUCUAGUCUCUUCAGAGUGUAGUGGACUCCUUUGUUAAACACCUUUAGGCAUUUUGCAAUUUCUCUUUCUGUGUAUCCCUCUUUCCUCAAUGUACAAAUCGGUACUUUUGUUUCUUUACGCAGUUGCUUCUUACCGUAAACCGUAAAUGGGUCUAUGCUAAUAAGACUACUCCGCUACUGAGUUGCACUCCAACUGGUGCAAAUGCAAGCUUCAGCUGGCCUAUCAUGAGCUUAUUUCAUAUGGUCUAUGCUCACAAAGCAUGUAUGUUAACUGAGCUUACGUAAGCAUUCAGUACAGUUGCUGAGCAAGCCCUGCUUUGAACUCUAAAAGAUGUAGUGCUGGUCCACAAAGCUCAUGUCACAGACAUACUCAAUGAGAAUUUUUCCUGUUGAAAUGAUGUUUUUUUCCUGUCUGUUGUUGAAAAGCUGUUCUAAACAGGUUAGAAAGUAUUUUUUUUUUUAGUAUUAUUUUUUUUAUAUUGCCCAAAAGUAAACCUUGAUUCACUGUCCAUGUUUGGAGCACAUUUUAGUUCAGCUCAGAUAAGCUUUUUGGCAUGAAAUUCAAAACAAUGUUGCCAAAGCAUAAUCAAUAUUACUUAUUAAUCAGUACACAAAAACUAAAUUAGAUUUGAGUAAAACACGAGAAGCUGUAAGUAUUACAUCUUACUCUCUGAUUUGGUGUUUUAAUAAACAUCUUGAUGGUUGCAGGUAAGCUGUGGGGGAGCAAGAGGAAUGGAGGCCUUAGCAGAAUGUCAGUGCAAGGAGAAAGCCCCUGUCUGCUAUACUCAGCUACAUCACCAUGAUCAUGACAAGCUGUCUUCCUCACUGUCUCCCACUGCCACCUCCCUGCCUGAUGCUGGUGCUUCCAACAUGCCUUUACCUGCCAACCAAGCCUGCAACGCACAAUGCUCUCACUGGCGCAAGGUAGGGACAACAGUGAGAGUGUACUUCUUUGCUACAAGCUGGAAACUCUCUGUGAAAAUGGUUUGAAUCCAUUACUGAUAUGGCUGAUGAAUUUUGAAAAUGAGGGCAAAGAUGAUUCAGAAUCAUUGUAACCAUAAUAGAAAAAAAGAUCUAAAUUAUUUAGACACAACCAUUCUCAGCUGAGAGUCUUGCAACAUGUGAACAAUUUACUGUUUGUUACUGUGGAGUCAAUGACAACAAGUGUUGCGAUAGAGGCACGAUUUAAUUAGAUUCUUUGUUUUGACAUCCAUGAAUCUGCUGGAAGUGUCAAAGACACCACUACACGUUUUAGAUAUUUAGAGCAAGAUCAAAAACUGGAUUGUCAGGAAUGCAUAGACACAGCCACAAAAGAAACCUAGAACAAUGAUAUGCAAAAGUGUAGAGUAACUUAGACUGUAACUUAUAAAUGGUUUCUUCUUUGCGUGGUAGAGUCUUGAGAGUAGACUGCAUAAUACACAGUCCACGCUCUCAGUGACAUCAAACAUUUGUUGGAGUUUGGAGUAUGAUAGGCUGUCACCUGCAAAAAGACCAACAGGUUGAAAUAUUGUGGCCCAAUAAAUUCUUUGUGGCAUUUAGUAAGCGCUAAAUUUUUCAAUCACCCUGCACCUGCGUAUGUGAUGUGUGUGUAACUCCCUUCUGUUGGUCAAUCUAAAUUUCUUCAAAACUAAUGAGUUAUGAAAAAAAAAAAAUACCAUACAGUGUGUGCAGGUAGAGAAAUGAGCAAUAAACUAAAACCACGUUUGAACCAGGCUGUAGAGAUAAGCUUAAUAAAUGGGUUCAAAGUUCAAAGUGGAGCCAGGCUCAAACAGGCGCUUGAGGAACUGCACCUCCACACUGGCUUCAUCUCACAAGCCUAGAGCCUAGUCACUUAGUACAAACAUCGGUGUCAAAAAGCAAAACUAGAAGUCAGCCAUAAAAUUUCAAAAUGUCAACAGUAAAGCUGACAGGAAAAACAGACUGUAGUUUUCUGCUUGGAUGUGACAAGAUGAAGUUAAGAGAUCAUUGUGGGAGGGGGAAGAGGGGAUUUCCCAACGAUGCAGGGAAGUGAGUGGCUCAUUUUCCCUGCGCUACAGUCACAUCUGGUAUCUAUCUGCAAAGUGCUGCAGAGGAAUUCUUUAGACAAGAAUAAGCUCAUAAAUGAAUCAGAAUAAGGACUAAACUCAUGCUCUGUUUGAGCUGUUGUUGACAUUUUCACCAAUGAAAGCACGCACAAGAGGCACAUUUGAAAACUGGGAAUUACAAAUUCGACCUGUCCAGAGGAAUAAAAAGUAAAGUAAACCAACCCUGAGAAGUUUUGCAGCUAAGUCUCCAACUAUCAAGACCCCAUAAAAAACAGAAAUUAUUUCAAGAUAAGGCUUUUCAUGCUCAUCAUUUCAUUUUACUCCUGGCGACAGUGUUGCUGUCAGAGGAACACCAUGUAGGAGUUUUCGAUCUCUCUAUGAUAGCUUUCAUUUCCAGCAUGUUUUCACUUAAGCAGGCCGUCUCUCUGCAAAAGGAGACAAUCAGGUUGCCUUAUGAUUAUUUUAAUACCUGAAAUAUGCCAUUAUUAUCACAAAAAACAGUAGUUAGCUGUUUGUGAUGUCAUGAUCAGAAACUACUCAUGUGGAUGUUUUUAGGUGGCUGCAAAAGUUAACUGUUUAAUUGUAAAGUAUGUCUGAGUGACAAACAGGGAUUUAUAUUUGUGGGGAGGAUUAUACAGUUGAAGGACUGUCCCCCUCGCUGCCUGCCUCUCUGAGUCCUUCCCCCUCUCUUUCUCUUUUUUGACUCUCAUCCUUUGCAGAGUUGUAGAAAUCUUACACUACAGAUGGACUGUUUAAACUGUACAUUUUCACAAGGGUAUUGCUGCCAUAUCUUAUAAUAGGAAAUAUCAUUGGACACUGCCAGUCUUUAUGGUAUUAAUAUGGAGGAUGUUCACCAUAAACACGGGCAAAGCAAAGAGAGCUGGGAGCAGUGAGAAGUUCGAGAUGCAUUGUAUUGGCUUUAUUUUGCUCAUUCUGUCACACUGAUGUAAACAAACAUUUGUGUGCUCCCUCAAAGACAGGCAGGCUCACCAGUUUUAGUAUGUGUGAGUAGCAGUCAGGGGAAAGUACCUAGACAGGAGCGUUUGUAUUUAGUGUUUUGUUGCCCUUGGCUUCUGUUUAGUGCAGGUCAGCACAUUUCUGUAUGCUGAAAUCAACCCGCUGUGGUGUGUGUGUGUGUGUGUGUGUGUGUGUGUGUGUGUGUGUGUGUGUGUGUGUGUGUGUGUGGGGGGGGGGGGGGGGUAUAGUGUUGUGUGUGUGUGGGAACAUGUGCCUGUGCAUGUGUGUGUCUCCAGUGAAUCCCCAGGAAGUUAUAAAUGCUCUCUCCCUCUCUCUCUCUACUUCUCUCUUUCUCUCACUCACUCUCUCUCUUUAACCCCCCCCCCCCCCUUCCCAGCACUGACGCCUUCCAGCUUUUUCUUCCCAGCUCUCUUUAAAAGAAAAUCACAGUUUUCACUGUAAACCAGCGCUGUUUUAAACAGAUUCAACAGCACUAAAUGUCAAAUCACUGGCAUAACAGCUCUCUGCAAGACAUUUGUUGUUUGCAUCUCCAAAGGAAAGUGUAAAAAUUUAGAACUUUAAUCAAGCAGUAGUCAACUGUUUCCUGCAAGUGCCAGUUCAUAGCAAGAACAGCAUAUUAGUCUAUUACCUUCACUUUGUUUCUAAGGGCUGCAACAAUCAGUGUUCUCAAAUAAGCAAAGGGCAUCUUUGACAGAAGUUUCUCACAGCAUCCUUUAUUCAGCUGUUUGGUUGUAUCUGUCCUUGAUUGUUUUGGUCAUUUAGUUUGUGAGAAACAAAAAAUAGCUAUAGUGAAAUAACUCAGGACUGUUCUGGAAGUUAGUGACUAGAACAGCUACAAAAAAAAAACUUGCAAAUAGCAGACUUUUGUUCUUAGCUAGCUGCUCCUUUUUUUAGAAUUAAGUCAACUUGCAUGACCUUCUUCUAACAUUAAGCAGCUGGUUGCUAAGUUGUUUUGAGUUCUCUGGCAGGAUCCCUUACCAGUAGUAUGAACAGCAGAAAUACAGUAAUAGAAAGCACACCUCUGUUCUGUUUAUACAAAUAAUCUUCCCUGCCACUAGUUUUUCUGUCUCUCUAUAUUAACAUUUUCACUGGAUUAUAUUGUUCUUAUUUUAGCUUAAAUACCUACAAUGCAGCCACAUCAGAUUUUCCUUCCCCAGAGGAGAGAGUUGGCAGGCUUGGCAAGUUACAUGUAGUUGUGGCAGGAGCACAUUUAAUUGUUUUCAGAUUUACUGCCAGAUGCUGUGAGUUUCAGUGGGUAUAAAUACCGGCAUAAGCACAUGAUAACUUUUUCCCUCAAAAAUCACAAAGAGACAGAUUUCUAACUUUAAUGUAGUCUCAUUGUUCUUGAUUUUAUGGAUUGGCAUUAAAGGCCGCCCUUCGUUGAGCUAUGUCUAUCCAAAAGCAUGUGAAACAACAAUCUGUGUCUCUCCUGUGUCAUUAUCAGUUCCAAUUUAUGUCAUGAGCACAAAAAAAUCUCCAAUGCAAAAUAUGCUCCUUUCAAACAUGAACAACAAAUAAUUUUAUGAACAACUAGGUCCUGGCAUUUUGAUUACUGGCCUUUACACACAUGUGCCAUACACCUGGAAUAUGUCGGUUAAUUGGUUGAGUAAAAUUGUCAGGCACCUGGAUGCAAAGAGAGAAGAAGAGAAAGGAGUUGUCUGUAAUCGUGACUCUCUCGGUUAAUGUUUUAAUAUAUUAGAGGAUGUUUCUGCAUACAGACCCAAGAGUAGAAAACAGCUGAGCAACUAAGGCUGGACGAUUAUAGCAAAAAUGAUAAUCACAAUUAUUUUGACUGAUAUUGAAAUCACAUUUAAUAAACACAAUAAUUCCUUAAUUUCAAAACGCAUAUUUAUUGAACCAGCAAAGCUUAACUCUAUAUAUAAUUAGAAAUAAAUUAGGAACAAGUAAAAAUAUAAAAAUUAAUCAGCUCUGUGAUCGUCGACGAUAACUUGCUAGUGCACAGUGCAGCACCCAUGUGCGCACGCAUAUACUAAUACAUAUUAGUCCGAAUUAGAGCCACGUGAAUUAAAAAAAAAAAAAAUGUUUUUAAGGUGCGGUGUCUUUGAUUUAGCUGUGGCAGUGCGCCAUGAUCAAUUGCAUAUAGGGGAAACCCUGAAGUUGGUCUUGUUGCCUCGGGAAACAGACACGACAGCGGGACAAACUUUGCAAACUGUUUCCUUUUGUUUGACGUCCUUCAAAUUGAAGCCAAAAUGCUCCCAGAUAACUGAAGCUGUCCUACCUUUCUUCUUAACCAAAGGCUGCCUCUCUGCCAUGUUUUCAAUCACUUGUUCAACAUAUUAUUGAUCCACACACGUCACACGCAUGAUGCAGCUGCAUGGAACAGGGGUGCAUUCAAAGUGUUUUUCCAGCACAAGAACUUACAUAUAUGCCAUGCCAUAAGAGCAUUAAUCCUUUUUCUUCGAUUAUAAUGUUUUUAAGAUCAUGAGAAGCCAAAAUUGAAAUCAUAAUUAAAAUUCGAUUAAUCAUCCAUCACUAUGAGCAACAUACAGGCAUUUAUUAUUAUUUUUUUUAAUUUUCAUUUAUUUUAUUCAACCAGGAAAGCCUCUUUGAGAUCAAAAAUCUCCUUUACAAGAGUGUCCUGGCUAAGGCAGUAGCAACACGUUCCAACAGUUAGUUACAAACAGCAAAAGUAAAUCCUGUGUCUGGGUCACACAACAUUUUUCAGGGGGAGCAAUAAAACGUAUAAAACAGUGUACCAGCUCCAAAGUCAUCAGAAGGUCUACACACUCACUGUGAAUGCUUCAGCUAUGUUUACAUACAGACUCAUCUAGAGAUCAUUUGAGCUUAAUGUUGUCAGGUAAGGUUUCAGUAAAGCCUUGGUCAACAUAUGCAGGCGUUAGCGUUUACACAUGCGCUCAAAAGGGACAAUAUCUAGAAAUGACCAGGAAUGUCAUGCAUUUGUUACAAGAGGCUUUUGUGAUUGUGUGUAAACUCAUACCCCCACCAUCUGCAGUGGAAGUGCAAUGCUAUAAAUUAGUCAAUGAACUUUCUUAAGAAGGACUUUGAGCGUUCUUUAUUUGUAACUCUCUGAACUGCAUUUUGACGAAAACAGCUCCACUUGUGUCAGUAUGAUCCUAGCCGGCUUGCAAAAUAAGGCAAUGCUGAAGUUUGGGGCUCUAAGUGAUGUAAAACUGUAAAAUGAUGACAUAAAAUUUACAGUUUCUUUGUACUUCUUAUAUGUCUGGCUUGGCCUACAUUAUUAGGCGUGGUUGAGCAGUAUCAUGGUUUGAUAUUUACAGUAAUUAUCCGUACCCAGUUAUGGUAUUCCUCUAUACUAUUAAGCAAACUGCAGCUCAGGAGCAAGACCACCAUACAUUUCCAGGGCAAUUCUUUUCAUUGUGUUUUCCACAAAUAGUAAACAAUGUUAUAUAAACUAUGUUUAUAUAACAUUGCUCUCAUAUCCCAUUUGUCCACUCACACCACAUUCACACAUUGAUGGCAGAGGCUGACAUGUGUAGUGCCCAUCAGUUUUAAACUACUCCGAUCACUUUUUCCUCUCCUUUGCUGAUCAAUUUUUUUCCUCUUCUUUUCUCUCUCCAGAAUCAGAACAGGGAGGCCAACACAGUUGCUGGGCUUGGUGCUGGGGUCAUUGCAGGACAACAAGAUCAAGCAAUUAGCCAGGAGCUCCCCUCUCCUUCCCUUCCACCUCCUCCUCCUCCUCCUCCUCCACCACCUCCUCUACAUUUGUCCUCUCCAAUACCUGCUGAGGGAGACCCUGACUCGACGGCAUUAAAUAAUACUUGCAUGGGAAAAGGAGGAAAAGGUGAGCAGCUGGAGCGGUUUUUAACUGUGUGUUAGCACUCUAUGAGCACUCUCCUCAUGUGCAUAUUGGUACUCAGGCUGAGCUAUUUUUUCACUCCAGUCUGGUUGAACAAGAUGUGGCACGCUGGCAUAUUUUGAACACUAAAACUAAGCUUAAAGAAUGUUGCCUUUAGGCCUGUGUGUGUGUGUGUGUGUGUGUGUGUGUGUGUGUGUGUGUGUGUGUGUGUGUGUGUGUGAGAAGACAUGGCCCUGUGAUAAGACAGGGGCCAGGAGAGCCUUGGUUAUGUGUGUGUAUUUAUUUUAUAAAUAUGUCUAUUGUUUAUUCAUAAUUUGUGUUUGUCUUUAUCUCUAGUAAAGCAUACUGAGUGUGCAUAGUAUGAAAGGUGCUAUACAAAAAAUCAAAUAGACUUGAAAUACAGUUUAGUUUGAUGCACUUUGGCUCACUUGUAGAUGAAAUUACAGCAGGAGUAGGGGUGCUCUGAUCACAAUUUUCUGGCCAUCACCGAUCUUUAAAAAUUCUGACCUGCCGAUACUGAUUUUUUUUUAUAACUGACAGCGUACACAUUUAUUGUUCUAAUCUUGUUUUGGCUUAUUUCGGCCUUUCAUAAAUCACAAAAUGUAAACCUUUGUUCUUUUUCCUUUACUGUGCCAAACAGACAACAUGCUUGGUUGACCACGCUUUGGGUGACUGUUGUUUACCUGUGCAGCUGUGUGCAUGUACACGUGACCUGGUGGGCGGGCCUGUCAAUCUGGCAGAGUAAUAAGCUACAAUGGCUGACUUUCAGACCUUUGUGAAGGUAGUUAAGAUCAGUGGACAAGAUCGGUUUCAUAUGUAAGGAUCAGCCGAUAGCCGAUCCCCCAAAAUGAAGGAAAUUGGCUCUGAUCAAUCGGUGCAUGUUUAAGCAGGAGUGCUAUAGUUUACCAAAAAAAAAAAAGUUUGUGAGGGUAGAGAUAUUCUUGAAUAUUAAACACAUGUUAGUACCAUCAAAGCUGGUUCACAUGGAGAGCCAGUUUAGCUCAGUUAGAACAGAAGUGAUCCCAUUUCCAGGGGCUACUGCCUUGAAUGCAUUUGUAGGCUAGGCUCGUUGCCCACAGCAUUUGAUGUAUGCCACUCUCUUCUCUUGAAAUUUCCUGUCCCUUGUCAGCACUCAUGUCAAGUUAGUGCAAAAGGCUCCAAGAUUAAAAAUUAAAACAAUGAAGAGUCGUUGAAACUAUUUGAACUACCCCAUUGUUCACACAAAGCGGGAGGCGCUCGGAGUAGAACUGCUGCUCCUCCACGUCGAGAGGAGUCAGCUGAGGUGGCUCGGGCAUCUGGUUAGGAUGCCUUCUGGAUGCCUCCCGUUAGAGGUGUUCCAGACACCGGGAGGAGACCUCAUGGCCAGCCCAGGACCAGGUAGAGGGAUUAUUUCUCUCGCCUGGCCUGGGAGCGCCUGGGAAUCCACCCAGAGGAGCUGGUGGAAGUGACAACGACGAGGACACUGACGACGACGACGACAACUUUAUCAAAUUUUUGAAAACCUUGAACAAACAAACUCAAAUAAAAUAAAGCAGCUGUAUAAAUAAAAGUAAAGUCUCUGUACUGGACAGUAACAAAUAAAUUUCUUUCUGUAAAACAAGUGGCAGUCAUGAUAAAGUGUCCAUUCAAUACAAAUGUAAAUAUAAAAAAUAAAGUGUUGAAAGGGUAUACAGCUGCCUUAGUAUAGUGCCAGUACAAAAGCAGCACUAAAAACUAAUAAAUAAAUAAAUAAAUCAAUAGGUAGCUGACAGUGUGUUCAUGUCUGUGCUCACCCAAACUCAUGCAACACUCACUGAAAACGCAGAUAGUGUGAGCCAAACACUCAAUAUGAAGAGGUCGUUCACACUGCUGGAUGCUUCUCCUCUGAAGCUGCUCCUUCCCCUCUGUUAUUGUUUACUUUCCUCACAAAGCACUUAGAAAGAUCUGAGCAUGAAUCCAAGCGCUUUAUUAUUGUUUAUUAGCCUAUCAGAGGCUACACCCCCCUAUAUGACUGAUGUGUCGCUGCAACAGUUUGAAAUGCCUGAUGUGUAAUUGACCUGUAAUUAAUAUGUGCUGUUUUCAGUGGUGAUUGAGAGUGUGAUGCUGAGAGGAGUAGCACAGAAGUCAGAAGAUGCCAGUGAGUAUAUGUUUGAGGUGGGUCCACAGCCAUUCACGCACUUAUAGACACUAUUCCAGAGUUUUUCUGCUCCCGUCUAUUAAUUUGUUUUUCCCCUCCUACUCUUUUUCUCCUUUUCUGACUUUUCUGUUUUUAGGCCAGGUGGUCAGAUGGUUUUGUGUCUUCCACUGUCAGAACCCGGAAGGAAGUUACAGAGCUGCUUACUCAGGUAAGAAGCACCACCAACACACUUAGUUGCUCAGAGCUGACUAGUGUACAGACUCCAGACUAGUGUCUAAGGCUGGAUGUCUUGAUUUAUAAUUGGCUUCAUCACUUUGAUUUACACAGAAAGAAUGGAGGAAUAAAACAUGACAUAUUUGAUAGGGAUGUACAACUUAAAGUCAUCAUCCUACAAAGAUUCUGGUAAAAAGAAAUUGUGCGAUGUGUGUCAUGCUGUCAUUGUUUAACUGCUCUCUCUCAGCUCUCACAAGCAUUUCCUGAUGAAGGAAUGGAGAAAUACAUCCCUCAGUCCAUUGAGCUGGACCCCAGGUAAUGCCCAUCCACUUCUGUGUUUUUUUUGAUUUAUUAUGGCCAAGGAAAUACAUGUAAGAAAUUCUUCAGCAAGUAAAUCUGCAUCAAAGAAUUGGACUGAUUUCCACAAAAUUAACAAAGUUCAGACAGAUGUCAAAGAAAGGUAGAGAGAAAGAGAGGGGAAAUGUGGAUGAGCCUAAAAUAAGUGGUAACUUCUGAUUGGAAUUGCCUUUCUCAAACUAUACUUUUGAUCUACUUGUACAGUUAUUUUAGAUUACAUGAUGUGUCCCAGCUAUCAUGGAAGGUCUGCAUGCCUGUCACACAUUUAUUCUGUGAAGUCAAACGGCUGAGAGAGAUGAACUAUCUCAAAGAUAGUGAUUUAGUUGUGAGGCUGUUCAAGUGUCAGGUGUGGUGUGGCUGUGACAGUCAACUUUCCUGUCUAACACCUUGAACUAGGUUAGACAGGGAUAUCAGCUGUUAGUGUCCUUUUUUUAAAAAACCUCCAGACAACCAUAGCCUAGGCACUCAUUACUUUUACUUUUAUUACCUCACCCUGACAAAACUGGCUAAAACCAGUCUUGCUCUGUAGUCGUCUCCUGAGGUACCUUGAGAAGUCUAAAACUUCUAGUGCAUGAAGUUGUGUAAUGAUUUCUUGCUAAUUCAGCCAGUGGUAUCUAAAAUUUUUCGGAGUUUGUUGAUUAUAAAGUUUCCAUUUUCCUUUGUUUAUGAAAAUUCAUGAAAAAUGUUGAUAAAUGGGCAUAUCUAUUCAUGCAACAACUAGAUGCCAAGUGCAGUCUUUUUCAUGUAAAUUAAAGCAUGUCUUCCAGUUUUCUAAUUGACCUGAUCUUUGUCUGUCCUUCUGCUGUCUGCAAAACCUCAUCCAGGUGUCUGACAGCACUGCCUUGCCAUAUCCUCCAGCAUCAAAGCUUCCAGCUUUUCUUCGCUUCCACAAGGUCUCCCUCACACAACUCUUCUCCCUCCCUCCCCUCCCCUAGUGUCCCUCUACUACCAUCCUCUCUACCAAUGGCUCCUGUAGCCUCAAUAUACCCAGUCACCUCCUGCUCUAGUAAGUGUUUCAUACAUUUAUUUCAUGUCAUUGGUGUGUUUUGUGUCUCAGUUUUGGAUACUCAUAUUAUCCUUGUUGAUUACUUAAUUCAUUCUGAAUCUUUGAAAAAUAACCGGUUAUUUGUGUGUGUGUGUGUGUGUGUUAAAUCUCAUCAAAGUGGAGUAAAUGCAUUUUACAUUCAUUAAUCAGCCAUACCAAGGAAAAUCUUCCUUUACGUAGGCAGGAAACCUGAGCUGAGCCGGACUCCUGGAUAGACAACAAUCUGCUGCCAACAGCUGAGCUAAAAAGUAGGAUAGAGUGAGAGAAAGAGAGAGAGAGAGAGAGAGAGAGAGACCUGUGACAGACAAACAGGCAGUAGCAUUAACUGUUACGAGCUCAUUGAUAAAUUAUACACCAAAUUAUAAAAAAGAACAGGUCUUUUACAGAGUGCUACAUCAAUCUACUUGCAAGACAUGGCUAAAACCAAAGUCUAUAUAACAAGUUAAUGUUCUUGGAGGAUUGCAAGGGAAUAAAACAAGAGGUCCCUAUUUUUACAUCUGAUUGAGUGCCAAUAAGAGACAGGGUGGGUUGAAAGAAUUUGUGUCUUGAAUUAAGUCAUUGGAUAAAGAGGUAAUAGAAAAAACAAGGCUGUAUGAAAGUCUUGAUUUGUGGUUGUGAAAAGGUGAGAGAAGUGUGACUUCACUUGGCUUUUCAGUUCAGGGUUUUGGAAGUGUUGGUGGGAGCUGAAGAGAUCUAUUUUAGUCUGGUAUGAGAAUUUAUCGUGACGUGUUUGUGUUGGAAAGCCCAGAGAGUGAUGACCUAGCGUGUGUGUGCAUUUGUUUGUGUGUGUGUGUGUGUGUGUGUGUGUGUGUGUGUGUGUGUCUGUCUGUCUGUAUUUGAUUCCAUGAGUGUGACUUCAUCUCAGAGCAUUUAUAGCCAUUAGUGUAGAGUACAUCUAUGGGCUCUAUUUUCGUGCCUCGCCGGCGGCGUGGUGCAGGCACGGCGUAAGUCAUGUCCACCGCGCCGACAAGGCAUGCCCAAGCACAUUUUGGUAUUUUGGUGAGCGGCGCAGCCCAGUGUAAGUAUUCCCCCUCCCUAACUCAGCUCCUCCCAGCGGCGUAAGUCAUAGAGAGGGAGGGAAUAAGGCGUGGAGUGAGUUUAACACAGCGAGACCUGUUUUCACCAAUCAUAUCAGCUCCUCUCCUCACCUUUAAAUCCGCCACCGGCGAGGCGUAUUACAAUUUUCAUGAAGCAGUUGGAGAAAUCAAGAGAUGGCUGAAGACAGCAAUGCCACAUGAUGGCGACACUAGGCAGCCCCUCAAUGAGUGCCACUGUAAGCGCUGCAGAGGGCGACUUUCCUUUCCAAUCUCCUAACAAAAGCUGCAGCAGUCCCCUCCUUUCAUGACAGAGUGGUAUUGGACGAAGCAUGCAAAAUGGAGAUGAACAUGUGGCAACAUUUCUUGUCCUCUUGGAACGGCAUUUCUUUCUUCUAUGACGAUUUCAUAACCAAAUCAGAAGACAUUCAACUGUUCACAGACGCAGCUUCCUCUAUAGGUUUCGGAGGCUACUACAGGGGGAGAUGGUUUGCUUCCACCUGGCCUCCAGAACUAAAAGACCUCGACUCGAAAUCCCAGUCUCCUUCGUCAGCCCUUCAUUAACUCUACCCCAUCAUCAUUGCAGCCUUACUUUGGGGGCAAGAAUGGUCAAGAAAAUCUAUACUCAUACACUCAGAUAACACAGCAGUCGUAGCAAUCCUGAACGAAGGCAGAUCUCAUUCCCCGUCAAUCAUGCAGUUUCUGCGCAGACUCACACUAAUCUCAGCUCACCAUCAAUUCAUUCUCAGGGCAGCUCAUAUUCCCGGAUACUAGAACACCAUUGCUGACGCUCUGUCUCACUUCUCAGAAAUUCAAACAUCUGGCCCCAGAGCCCCAGAGCCUCUGCAUUCGUACCCUACGUUCAGGCUACGCAUCUCCAACGGUUGAUUCUACACUAGAAUCAAUGUUCCUGCUUGCCUUCUUUGGUUUCCUCAGAUGCUCCGAAUGUGCUCCGAACUCUUCCGUCUUCAGUCAUCCUAUCAUUCCAGACGAUCAGACAUCGCAGUGGACACUUCAGAUUCUCUCAUAUUCACGCUCCAACAUAGCAAAACAGAUCAGCUCGGGAUCUCUUUUCCCAUUUACAUCUUCCGCUUAAAUUCCUACCUCAGUCCAUUCGAACCACUCACCAAAUACAUCAGUUCCAGGUAUGCAGCUCAAGCAUCACCUCACGACCCUCUUUUCCUUACUGAAAAUGGAAAAAUGGCUACACGAUUCUGGUUCCAUAAACACCUGCAUCAAGUCAGGCAUAACAUCAGAGCACUAUCAUCAGCCCAUUCAUUCCGCAGCGGUGCAGCAUCCACAGCAGCCAGGCUCGGCAUAUCAGAUCGUACAAUUCAAACCCUUGGACGAUGGUCAUCUCAGGCAUACCUCUCCUACAUUCGAAAUAAUCUCCACGAUCCGUGUCAGAACCACACUCAAUUAAGCUCCCUUUCAUUAUAACUCUUUGGGGGUCAGACUAAGCUUGGGCAGAGCCACGCCUGAGACAGAACCCUCAUCCUGAGUCUCUCACUGCUGGGCCUCUACAGAACCUCCCAGACCAACCAGACAUGCAACACUCCUCAUCAAUGUCAUUAUCCAUCACAACAAACACGCAUUAGACAAGAUAAACACACACCUGAAAUUGUAUUAAAUAUCCAAACUUAUAUCGUUGUGGUGUGGUCAUUGCUAGUAAAAUGAAGUUAAUGUAUAAGGUUCAGGAGCAGGACCACGCCUCACCACACCUUCAAUCACCUGACUAGCGUAUUUAUACACAGCCAGCCCACUACACUCCGUUUGUCUGCAAUUCUCUGACCCACCCUCCCUCCCUCUCUCUUUAACAUUAACGCUUCUACUACCUCUCUACCUCCGCCUCUCUCUGAUCUCACCUUAUUUCAGAUAUAGUCUGGGUCGGACUAAGCUUGGGCAGAGCUACGCCUGAGACGGAACCCCCAUCCUGAGUCUCUCACUGCUGGGCCUCUACAGAACCUCCCAGACCAACCAGACAUGCAACACUCCUCAUCAAUGUCAUUAUCUAUCACAACAUACACGCAUCAGACAAGAUAUACACACUCCUGAAAUUGUAUAAAAUAUUCAAACUUAGAGUGCAUCCGGAAAGUAUUCAUACCACUUCACUUUUUCCACAUUUUGUUAUGUUACAGCCUUAUUCAAAAAUGGAUUAAAUUCCCUUUUUCUCUCAAAAAUUCUACACAAAAUACCCCAUAAUGACAAAGCGAGAAACUUUUUUAGAACAUUUUGCAAAUUUAUUAAAAAUAAGACACUCAAAUGUUGCAUUUACAUAAGUAUUCACACCCUUUACUCAAUACUUGGUCGAAGCACCUUUGGCAGUGGUUACAGCCUCCAGUCUUCUUGUGUAUGAUGCAACAAGCUUGGCACACCUGGAUUUGGGGAGUUUUUCCCAUUCUUCCUUGCACAUCCUCUCAAGCUCAGUGAGGUUGGAUGGGCAGCGUCGGUGCACAACUACUUUCAUGUCUUUCCAAAGAUGUUCAAUUGGGUUCAAGUCUGGGCUCUGGCUGGGCCACUCUAGGACAUUCAGAGACUUGUCCUGAAGCCACUCCUUUGUCUUCUUGGCCGUGUGCUUAGGGUCAUUUUCAUGCUGGAAGAUGAAGCGUCGCCCCAGUCGAAGGUCUCGAGCGCUCUGGAGUAGGUUAUCAUCAAGGAUUUCGAUGUACUUAGCUGCAUUCAUUUUUCCCUCGAUCCUGACAAGUCUCCCUGUUCCUGCCGAUUAAAAACAUCCCCACAGCAUGAUGCUGCCACCACCAUGCUUCACUGUAGGGAUGGUAUUGGCGAGGUGGUGAGCGGUGCCUGGUUUCCUCCAGACAUGAUGCUUGGCAUUGAGGCCAAAGAGUUCGAUCUUCGUUUCAUCAGACCAGAGAAUUUUGUUUCUCCUGGUCAGUGAGUCCUUCAUGUGCCUUCUAGCAAAGUCCAAGCGGGCUGUCAUGUGUUUUUUACUGAGGAGUGGCUUCUGUCUGGCCACUCUACCAUAAAUGCCUGACUGGUGGAGUGCUUCAGAGAUGGUGGUCCCUCUGUAGGGUUCUCCCAUCUCCUCAGAGGAACGCUGGAGUUCUGUCAGAUCGACCAUCGGGUUCUUGGUCACCUCCCUGACCAAGGCCCUUCUACCCCGCUUGCUCAUUUUGGCUGGGCAGCCAGCUCUAGGAAGAGUCCUGGUGGUUCCAAACAUCUUCCAUUUCUUAAUGAUGGAGACCACUGUGCUUUUUGGGGUCUUCAAUGCAGCAGAUAUUUUCCUGUAACCUUCCCCAGAUCUGUGCGCAGAUACAACCCUGUUUCGGAGGUGGACUGCAAUCAAGUUGGAGGAACAUUUCAAGGCUGAUCAGUGGAAACAGGAUGCACCUGAGCUCAAUUUUGAGUUUUAUAGCAAAGGGUGUGAAUACUUAUGUAUAUGCAACAUUUGAGUGUCUUAUUUUUAAUAAAUUUGCAAAAUGUUCUAAAGAAAAGUUUUUCGCUUUGUCAUUAUGGGGUAUUUUGUGUAGAAUUUUUGAGGGAAAAAAGGAAUUUAAUCCAUUUUGGAAUAAGGCUGUAACAUAACAAAAUGUGGAAAAAGUGAAGCAGUAUGAAUACUUUCCGGAUGCACUGUAUAUCGUUUCGGCGUGGUCAUUGCUAGUGAAAUGUGGUUUCAGCUGUGUUAAUUUGUCAGAUUGAGUGUCUAAACGCGUGCUAAGCGCACUCAUCAGAUCAGAUAUAGAUCAGAAUAUCUAUAUAGAUCUAAAUGUAUUUUCUGACUCCGAAUAUUAGUUGUUGAUUAUUUAUUGCACUAAAAAGUGCCUGACACUGUGGAAACCUGCCGGUGAAGCAUCAGUGACGUAUGCGCACUAUGCCAGCGGUCUACCAAUAUACCACUAGAUCAGCUGUGCUCUGCCUGUGCUGAAAGGUGACCAGGUUUGAAUCGACAAGUUUUCAGCGCACUUUCUAAGCUGCUGGCGAGCACGAAAAUGUCACUGCGCCAGCUGAUUCUGUCGUGCCACGCUGCCAGCAGGCACGAAAAUAGAGCCCAAUGUGUUUAUGUGCUUGGAUUUUUGACAUUUGUUUUGCCUCCUUAUCUGUGCUUUUGUGUAUGUGUGUGUGUGUGUGUGUGUGUGUGUGUGUGUGUGUGUGCGUGAGUGUGUGCGCGCAUGUGUGUGUGUGUGUGUGCUCUAUAGGAAAAUGGGGAAUAUAGCUAAUAUAAGCAAGCACUAUGUAAAAUUUUGAUGUAAAACUAUGCAGACAAAGAUGCAACAAUUUGCAUACAGUAGAAAUCACUAUUUGAUCAUUUUACUUCAAAUUGAUCAGAUAUACAAUGAAGGCCACUUCUACAGUUGGUAUAUUAAUUUAUCAUGUAUCUGUUUUUAUUUGGGAAAUUCUUGAAACAUGAUUUUUUUAUCUCAAAGAAAUAACACCUGGAAUAUUUAACCUUUUAAAGGAGAAUAAAUGAGCUGUUUUAAUUAUAAAAUAUUGGAACAGAAGAAUAACAUUACCAAGAUUUUUUAGGCCUAAAAGUACAAUCAUCACAAAAUACCAGGAAAAAUCAGUACAGGUUCACUGAUAAAAUUUCAACAGCAGAAACAAAAAAUAUUAAAUCAACUUGUGACAAAAAGGAAAAGAGAAAAAAUAACGUUCUUUAAAUGCUUUGAAUUGUGUGUGUGUGUGUCUUGUGCUCUCUUUAUUACACAGUGGUUUUAGUUAAAAUAUACUUCUAUUCUAAAACAACGGUGUAAAAUUUCUGGUCUAGGUAAAGUGUUUCAUAUAUUUUGGAGUUGGGAUGUAUGGGGUACAUGCCUUCAAGUGUAGUACUCACAAUUAUGCUGGUCAGCUCAGCCAUCUUGUUGAAAAAAUGUCUUGGCUUCAAAAGUAAAUUAAGUUCCAGAAUUUAGAAUUGUUAGUUUGCCGUCAGAAAAAAAACGGUUUUGCACGAAUAUUUAACAGCACACCUAAGCUUAAUUUUCCUGUAAAAGGUAAAACAAAGAUAACAGUUCAUGUAAUCGUUGAAUUGUUUUUAAUUGUGAAUGUAAUCUAGUGUUGGCUCUUUACUCUUGAGUUUUGGAAGCGGUUGGUUUGGAUGUGAUAUGAAUAGUUGUCUUUUUUUCUUCUCUUCAGAUCUUGGCUGCACAGUUCAGUUCAGGGAAACUGAUAGGUAGGAUUUUUUUUUCCAUUUCGUUGUCCUCUCAGCACAAAUCCUCCUCAUUAUCAUUAUCAUCGUCAUCAUCAUCAUUUGUGCCCUUUUGGGCUGUCUUUCAUCUCUUAGGGCAAUGUACAGAGUGGCAAGUGUCCAACCGGUCAUCAGCAACCACAGCUCUGUCUCAGCUUGCCCUUCCCCUCACAUCUCUUCACCUCUUCCUCCUUCCAUACCCCCUCCACAGCACUCCCCCCAGCUGUCCUUCAUCCCUCCCCCUGUGACAGCCCUGCCGGCUCAGAGCUCCUUGGCAGGUGGAGGUGACCACCCUUCCUCCCAAGUACAUAGUCAGUCCCACUCUUACUCUCAGCCCCAGCAGCACUCCCAACACCAUCUCUCUCCACAAACUAGUGGCCAUUCCUGCACCCUUCCUCAGUCCCUCCGCCUGCCCAAUUCCCAAUCAAUGUCCCACUCACAUUCCCAGUCCCUUUCAUACCCUCAGUCCCAUUCCCAGUCUCGUUCCCAGCCCUCUACACAAGUACAAUCGCAGUCCCAGCCCAACACUCCAGAACAGAACAGCAUCCUAGACUGGCUUCGCAGGCUUCGGCUCCAUAAGUAUUACCCAGUCUUCAAACAACUCACCAUGGAAGAGGUGGGUCAGCUUAUAACUUGUUCGCUUGAGAUGUCUUCAUUUAUUCUUAUGCAUUUGUUACAGUCAGUGGUAGAAAUGAAUAUGUUAAAAGAAAAGAAACUUUGGACUCAGCAGAACUUGAACUGUGUUUACACUCUUAAAAAGGUUGGGUUAAAAACAACCCAGUUUGGGUAGUUUCCCAACCCAGCGCUGGUUAAAUAUUGGACAGAACACAUUCUGGGUUAAUUUUACCCAACAAAUUGGGUUGGUUCACUUAACCCAACAAUUGAGUUGUUCAUAUAACCCAACUAAGGGUUCACAAUAAUUCCUCUGCUGGUUUCUUUAAACCCAGCAUGUUGGGCUGUUAUUGGAUGACCGCUCUACCUCCUGAGCUACUGCUGCCCUUUAACAGCUCCCUUUUCAUUUUACUGACAGAGAAUGAACUUAAGAGUUUGUAAACAUUUGGCAGUUUUUUUGUAUGGUUUUCUUAUCCCUUCAAAAUAAACAAUACAGAACGGGAGGUUGUAUCUUGCAUCCACUCCACUUCACUUCACACAGUCAUCCAUUGAUUGUUCGUAUCAACCUGAAACAUCAAGACUUAGAGUCCCUUAAAGCAGUAGUUCAACAUUUCUGACCACACCACACCGCAUAUCAGCUAAUGUGUUAGCUUGCUACAUUUGAGGCAAUGUACUUUAUGCUACUAACGUUGGCCAAUCAUUAGCUUGCUCACCUACCAAUUGAUUCCUGAAGGCAGAAGCUGGUACACAACAGUGCUUUACAAACGUACAUGUAACAACAAAAUUAGGGUCUAUAUAAUAAUGUCAAGUCAUCUUUAUGGUACAGCAAUAGUGGGAAUGUAACAAACUUUGCUUUGUACAUGUCUUCGCUUCAGCAAUUGUGGCAUCAAUCUGGUGAGUGGGUGGUGCUUGGUUUCAAAUGCCUAAACAUCAACCCAAUGUGUUGGAUAGUUCACAAUAAACCAACAAAACUGUAUAGAAAUUACAACCCAACAGCUAAUAACUCUGUCCCCAACAUAAAUAACCUUGUGAAUUGGGUACUCAGAAUACCCAACUCCAUGACGAUAACCCAAAUAAAUUGACCAACAGGCUCAACCUACUGGUUGGGUUGAAAAAAUAAACCAGCAUUUUUUGGGUGUGUUUAUUAUUCAAAACAGCCCUUUAAAGUGUAAUAUAUCAAAGCAAAGGCCUGUUACAGAAAAUGUAAUUCAUUUCAAUCUGUCUUUAUUGAUAUAAAAAUCAAUUUCACAAUGAAUGUUAUCUGCUAAGAUGCUUUAAAGGAAGAGCUGGUCCAGACCAUACUCUUCAAUAUAAAGAUCUAACAUCAAGAUGUGAUAAGAUUGAGACCCUGUAAGAUUAGGUCUGCUCUGAUUUCAUCUUAAAUUACCACAAGGGUGACACUUCCUUUUAACAGGCAGAAGAUAUCUUGUGGCACAAAUGAUAUGGAAAAGCGGUUAGUCUUGGUUGUUUGAUCGGAUGUCACUGCUUUGAAUCUGACCUGCUCAGUCAUAAUCUGGAUGAUUUCAUUGGGAUGACUAUGACUCUAUCCCAACUGCAGUUGGUCACAACCCUUUAAACUCAUGAUAGCGAUGUGUUUCUGUGUCUUAACAACAAUGCACACAGACCAGCCUUCGGUUGAGUGGGUCCUGUCAGUAGAGACAUGGCAGAUUAUAUGAGUACAAAGUCAUUGGACAGCCAAAAAAUACAACUGACUGCAAACCUGUACCACUCUCAGAGUAAAAACGGACAGAGCCACUACUUUGUGUCCUAACUUCUUAAAUGGCUGUAAGUCUGUCACUUGAUUUGACUCCACAUUUGACAUCCUCCAUGUAUCACUUGAUGGUAUUCAAUUUCUUUGACAUACAGCAUUGCAGAUUCACACAGCAGUUUCUUGAAAAUUGCGUUUUCUAGCAAUUUUCAUUAUUCUUUGGAACAGUUUCCAUACCCGUGUCUAGGCAUGAGCUACAGAGUCACUUUAAACUUGAUUAUUUUUUAUUUUUAAACUUUUUUUUUUUCACGUUAUUUUAAACUGUUUUAUCUCAAUGGGAACUUUUACUGCGACAGUAAUGGGAAAUUUAAAUAAUACACUUAACUCAAAAACAUAAAAUCUCCAAAGGUAACAAAAGGAUUGCUAAAUUUCAGGCUAAGAUUUGUCCUUUGAGUUGUGGUCAUAGCACUUGCAGUAUAAAUAGAUAAGUUGUAACAUGUUAAAGUUAUACUCUGUUUUUCCAUGUCAUCUGAAGUUUUUAGCUCUAACAGAGGAGGACCUUAAUAAGUAUGACCUUACCCAAGGAGCAAAGAAGAAACUCAAGACCCAGCUCGAGCUACAGAAGUCAGCAGAGUAAGUUGCAGAUAUUACUCAUCCAGCGUUUUGAAUUUUUUCUUUGUUGAUGCUCUACUUUGUUAUUCGGUUAGUGAUGAAGUAAUUCAGAGAGACUGAACAAGGGAUAACCCACAAUAAAUCAUUUUACUGAAGAACAAGUAUGCACAGUGCUGAGGCUGAUAAGCCAGUAUCUUUCCAUUACCGUGAUGUCCAACUUUAAAUGAGCAUUACUUAUUCAAAUAUUUACGUUAGACAAGAAUAUAACAUUUUUGAUGCCACUGUCUUGUCCAGUGGAGAAUGGUUGAAGCUCAAGCCAGAAGGCAAUAGGCCAGUGAAGAAACAGUUAAAGGACAAUAAAAUCCACUUAUAUGACAACCACAAACAUCAGGCACAAGUAGCCUUUGAGUUAAAGCAGGGAUAGAUCAAUUAAACCUGGGUAUUAGAGUUCUUUGAAAUGGAGGAACUACCUUUGACCAGCUGGUAUUCACUUAAGUCUUUGAAUAUUAAACCAAAAGAACCACAGCUCUGAAUGUGUUACUGUGAAGUCAAGGCUGUUCCCUCCACCAUUCAAUGCCUGCAGCCUAAUGAGAUGCUUAGUAGAAAAGAUCUAUAUGACCAGGACUUCACCUGCACUGAAUCUAGAUGGAUGCAGAGGUUUACGCAGGGAUGGACUUGCCUCUCUGUGUCAUUGGGAUCUAAGCUGUUUUCUGUCUUCUGAUGUUGAAUAUGAUUUUAUGGUUUAAAGAAAUGCAGACUGGCAGACUUCACUAAAGAGAGGUUUUAAAGAGGUUACCUGCUCUUAUCAUUGUCACACUGAACAUAUUUUAAUUGUCAAAUAUUUUUCAUAAGCAAAAUCGUUGCAGAAAAUGGAACGUUUCUGAGGGGACUGGAAACAGUGGAAGUGUCAAAAAUCAGAGAUUGGAGUCGUGCUAUUGGAUAUUAGUGAGAAGAUGUGAUGAGAACAACCAGUGACUGCAGGAAAAACAUCUAGCUUUUAAUCUGUUUCAUGAGGAACUCCUCCUGGCAUUUCCAGUUCUUUACAGCUUGAAUCUGUUACUUUUUUGAGCAUUGUUGUCAUUUAGGGGUUUAAUAUAAAUUAAAGUGCUGAAAUUAAUGUGCUGCAGAUAAGAUAAGAUAAACCUCUAUGCAUCACCCAGGGGGGGAAUUUACUCAACAUGUCUUAAGUUAUUGUUUUUAUUUUUGUAUCUGCAGCAUGAUUACAUAACUGACCCGUGAGACAAAUAUAAUGAAGUCAUAGCAAAAACAGCUGCUUUGUCGGAUUUACCACGAGCGGACAGAUGGAUCUGUAGCUGUUUCCGCAUGUAAAAAAAGAACAGCAACAGAGACCCAAAGUUAUCAAUGGUUAACCAGCUGUUGCAGGGCUGCAGAGAUAAGAUGUACUUACAAGAAGGUCACCAACAAUGAAACACAAAAACAUGGAUUUAUUUGCAAGCCUACAUCGUCUGACUCUCCUGCUUUCACAAACACCCACAUAGUCACAGACAAACUUACAGCUCCAUAAAACAACCUGGCUUUAGAUUAGAUCAGUGGUUAAUCAGCUCCUAUUAUCUGUUGAUACCCUUUCCGUUUGGAGUAGUUCUGUGUGUUUCUCUGUGUGAGCAUGCUUAAACAAGAUGCAUUAAAUGGAGUUUCCAGCAGUGGUUUUCCAUGAGACAGUUUGAGAGUCACAGGUAUUAUUUUCAGGAGACAGUACCUCCCCCUGCUGGUCGUCACAAGGUACUGCUGAAGUUUCAAUGAGAGGACAAGUAUUUUGUGGGUUUAGUUCUAUGAAACAUUAUCUUUGGAAACUCCAAAGUGAUUUCUUUGUUUUGUUUCAUUUCAGUCCAGAGGGUCAGUUGUUUUGAAGCAGACAUCAUAUACAAAAAUAUGAAACAACCUGCAUGUGUUCAAAAUGAAAAUGUUUUUCUCUUUUACCCCAAAAGUUUCUUUCAAGUCUUUCAAGACUUCAAGGUUGCAAUACUGGGAGUAAUGCCUGAAGGUUUGGACAGGAGGUCAGAAAAAUACAUCUUAAACAUAUUAUUGACUGCAGCCUUGAAGUCUAUAAGCAUCAGAUGGUUGAAACCAGAACCUCUCUUAUACAAUAUCUGGAUUCAAAAAGUAUGGGAUAUCUAUCAAAUGGAGCAGAUCACAUUUUCACUAAGGCAUCGGAGGGCGUUCUUUAUUGAAAGAUGGGAACUUGUGGUACCUUUAUUGAUGCAAUAACAGUUUAUUUUAAUGGUGUAAGUACUUCCUAUCCAUAUCAAAUUACUGUCAUCCUGCUGUGCCUGUAAAUCUGUACUUUGGCGUAGACAUUGUUUAUUUGCAAUGAGUACUGUGAUUAUUCUCUUUGAUUUAAUCCUACAUUAUCUGUGUGUGUUUGUAAAAAUACACAUACAGCUGGAAAAAGGAAAAGAAAUGUAUUGUAUUGAGAUGUAUACACUGUAUUGUUGUGGUUAAAGAUUUAAUAAAAAAGUUUAAAAAAGUUAAAAAGUGAAAAAUAAAAAAAAAGGUUUGCUACUGCAAUUGACAUUUUAAACCCCUCUAUGAACCACAAAAUGCAUGUACUUCUGUUUUUCAGUAGGGAGUUGAAGAUGGAGAAGAGGUCUUGCAGUGGCAUUGCCAGGGUGACACCUUCCAGUUACCCAGGACACCCAACGCAUCCUACCUCCAUAGCAGGUAAUAAAGUUGAUUUAUCUUGGGUUGCUUGUUACAUUGAUAUUAUUAAUACAUUAGGUGAGUCACCUGGUGAUGAGAGAGCAGACAAAGUAUUUGCAUCCAAAAUCUCAAAGUGGAAUCGACCACAUUUGUUUCAGUAGAGCUGCAGGUGGAGGUGGAUACUGCGUUGCACCAUCACCCUGUUUCUAAGGACAGCAGCUCAUCCUCAGGAUAUUCAAGCUCCUCCUGCUCCCCCCGAACACCAAUCUGCUGUGACUCCAGUUAUGAAAGGACCAGGGACAAUCACCGGCGUAAGCUCCUCUCAGCCCCUUUUUUUCCUUUUAAAUUCAUAACCAAUAAAAGAGGGUGAAUGUUAUUAAAGUAGGGCUUGAUGCUUGUCUGACAUAUCUUAGUUAAAAAAUCUGACUUCUCAUAUUUAGACUAAAAAAUAAUUCAAAUCAUUUGAAUGUAAAUGCCUUUAUUUCAACUUUGUACGUUUGGCUCACUGUGCACAAGCAUGCCUGCCUUGAUCUCACCAACAGUCAAUCAAAUGGAGAGGAACUGAAAGAAUCAAAACACUACAUUAAUGUUACAGGUGUUUCAGGACCAGACGCAGCAGGAGUUAGUCCAGAGAAGGACAGACCUUGGCUCUUUGUCCUAAACUCCAGUUGUCCCACUAGCUUCAGUCGCCCCACAGCCCAGGUCCUACCUGUCCAAACUGAUUCAGCAAGCUCUCUCCCUCCCCCCUGCUCCUUCAGCCACCCGCAGUCUCCAUAUCAUCCCCAGGCCAGUUACCCCCAGACGCUGCUCUCCCCAGUCUCAAAUCCUGUACGUAUCCUGACUUCUCCACGUAAACCAAGACCCCCUCCUCUGUGUACCGAGGACAGGACGAAGCCCCUGGGUCCUACUCAUUCUGCAACCAGUGCUGGUUUGAGUAGGGGUCUAAACGUAGGGAUUGGGGUGAAGUUGGAGAACCUGUUCCCUGGACUCAAAAUGGAAGGCACCACACUCCAGGACUCGGUGGUUUGUUGUGAAAUGGGUGGAGGUGCUGUGGGUCUCAUGGUAGAAACCAGCUCUGCUCUGACCUCUACCUCCAACAGCCUUCAUCACGUCUCCCAUCCCCCUCUGCACUUCCACCUUUCUUCUUCUUCAUCGCUCUCUUCAUCCGGGUACUACUCAGACCCACCUACCUCAUCUCCCUCUUCCUCCUUCUCUACUUUUCUAUCUUCAUCAUGUCCUUCCACAAAGUCAAGUUCACUAUCUGGUAGCCCUGGUAGUGGUGGAGGCUUUAUCCCUAUGGUAACUGCAAGCAGUGUUCCUAUUGCUGCAGUACCUGGCAACACUUACUACCCAUCACAGCCUACCUCUCACCCCUCCUCUCCCUCCUGCUCUGCAUCUUCACUGGAUCAAAAUCCAGGUCACAACCUGUCCAUGUGUGUCUGCAGCUCUUGCGGUUGCCGGGGUAACUGUGGUUCCUAUGGAAUGUUACCUGGAUAUGCAGCAGCUGGCUACCUGCAGUCCUUCUCAGCCUGCCCCUCCCUCUUAACCAUUGGCCCUCUACUUCAUCUCAGCCCCCUGGUUGCCUCGUCAAGUGCUAACAGCGCUGGAGUGACAUCAUUCUCAUACCCAAUGAUAGUGCCACCUCCCCUUCAUCACCACAGCCCUGUUUCACAUGAACAGCAGCAGAGCUUUGCUUUCUACAAGUCUCAUAGCAUGGGACACGGGAGCCAGCAACGUCCAGAAGUGAGCCUAUCCUGUUAUAACUGUGGUGUGAGUGGACACAGAGCAGAAGAGUGCAACCAGCCCUCCAUGGAGUCAACGCAGCAAAGUGAGUGAAAAAAAAGGAAGGGGAAAAAAAAUCUAUGAAACUUUUUCUUCCUAUUCUUAACAAAUCUUUAUUUCAAAAUGUAUUCAUAAAUUGCAAAUUUAAACAGAUUUUAAAAAAGAUUCCAGACAAUUUUCAGUGCAAACUGUUACACUCUAACAUGAACAGCUGUUUAAUCAUAGAUGUUUAUUCUGAGUAACUAAGAAUCACAUUUUCAACAAUUCAAAAUAAGCACACUCAUAUCACAGAUGGAAUAAUUAUAUAGAUGUUUUGCCUUUUUUCAGAUAUUUGACUGAUCUGAAAUAAAAUGUUAAUUUUUGGUUUAAAUUAUCAUUUUCAAUUACACUACAAAAUGAUGAUUUUAUCAAAUUGAGAAUGUAUAUUUUUUCAAAUAUACAUAAAAUGUAUAUAACUUUGGUUUUACUUCAUGCAAAAAUAAUGCCAGUACUUUGUGAUAACUUUUUUCAUUACUGUAUCAAAUAAUUAAAAGAUAUCCAAUGUUAAAUAUAAAGAUACAGGCUUUUUUUUUUAACCAUAAAUACACAAGGCUUCUUCAUUCAUGAAAGAGUUUCUACUUACUUAUGCUUUUGUACUGUCUGGGAGGGUACUUCGAAGUUUUAGCAGUGGCUGCAUUUCUCUCUUGUCUUGCAGGUAUUUUUCGACUGAAGUACACGACUCAAUCUGACAGUAAGGACUCAGGGGAUUAACCAGCAGAAACACCAGUGGAUAUUUGCUCAACUCCUGACACAACCGUACCUCAUGCUUUUGCUGAAGCUGGCAUGCAGGAAACUGCAGAAUUAAGAAGGGACAAUCGGACACAGACCGCUUCUAGGUACAGUAAAAUAACACUUUUGUCGUGAGCUCUCAAAUCAUGUUAUCCUUUAACAAAAAUGUACACAGGUAUGACAGAAAGAUGAGGUCUGGUUUUAUGGUGGAGAGCUCUGCCUCAUCUUCCAAACAAUAACUGCAAACAAUCAGCCAUGUUACUUGUGAUGUGUUAUGAAUGGAUGAUCUCAGUACCUGAUUCCCAACCGUUUAAAAAAGGAUUUAGAGUUUUAUUUUAUUGGUCAGAGACCAAAGGCACAGAUCUCAAGUGUCAUUAUAGCUACCUGGACACUUACUUUGAGGGUUUUCUUCACUGGCUGAUGAACCUAGACACAUUAUGUGUUCACUUUAUUGUGACAGACUAAACCUCACCUAUGCCCUGUUCAAUCAAUAAAGCACAGUCAGGAGUAACCCUUUGCCAAGCUCUGCCGGUGUAGGACUUUUACUUCCAUUGAAAGCCCUGAUACGUAAAAGGCAUAUCCAAAACUCUGAGCAUUUGGGGGGAUGCAGGUGUUGAUUGCUGGAUUGGAUGCAUUUUUAUGGAAAGGAAGACAAUAGGGAAUUAUUCUGCAAGAGCCACCCAUAGACUAUAUAAAAUGGACAUCGUCUGCCACCUUGCUGGGUAAAGCCACUUCAAGAACAGCACCCUCUGGUGACGGGCUGCAGUAUAGGUCAUAAAUCCCACCUCCUCCAGCAAUCCCUAUGGAGCUGUGGACAAACUUUAGAAAUUAAUCACACAGAAUAUAAAUUUUUCUCCCCCCUGGUUGUGAUGUUGACAUUUAGUUACUGUAAGACUGGUUUGUGUUCAAGUCCUCUUUUUUCUGUGCAGCUCCAUUUUCAAAAGUUAUUAGGGAGUUUAUGUUUUCUAUGACUGACACUUGAUACAGCCUAUAUUUGUACGAAGAAUGCUCACCCGGGGGAUACGCUGUUUGAGCCGAGCAUCAUCACAGCGACUUUCUCGCCGGAUGAGUACAACGCUACUGCGCAGGUGGUGGUUUCAGGAAGUGGAGAAAUUCAUGGAAAUACGGAAAGUAAUUCAACUUCAAAUCCGUAUAAUGUCGGAAGGUGGAACCAAGUUGUCCAUAGUAUAUACAGUCUAUACUGUUUGCAUGGGGGAAAAAUAUCUAUGAAUGAGACCUCUGGGGUCUUAACUUGACUGGGAGUUAAAUUGUGUUCUUUUUUUUUUUCUUUUACUAUUCUCUAUUACCAGGUAGUCUGAGUAGGUAAAGAUAAAUCUGCAGAUUCUCACACUCAAGUUUUAAUGCAGAAAACCUCAAAAAGGACAUUGGCAAACAAUGAUUGUGGUGUGGACGAAUCAGCUCAUAUAAGUUUUCAACAAGAUUUAGCAAAAAAAAAUGUUAGACUGCCUGCAUUGACGUGGCAUUAGGCAUUUUAUGUACAGGAAACAAAAAGGAAUUGAUAACAAACAAGAAAAGCCUCCACCCUCCCAUAGCUUACUGAUCCAUAGAUCAAGGGAGGGAAAGGAGUUCAAAUUCAGAACCACAUAGGGAGAGGAGGAAUUUAGAGAUCAGUAGGAUUAUUUGGUUCUAUUUGAUGAUUGGAAGUGAUGGCUGUAACAUAUUUGUGUAGGGAGUGACACAGGAAAUCCUAGUGGAGGUAAGUGGAGGUUCCUUACUAUUAACUGUGGCAUCCUGAGACAGGAAAAAACUUGUCUCAGAGUCCCGCUUCUAGCCAGUAGUGGGUAGCAAUGAGGGACUGGAAUUGAUGCAUCUGGCUUUGCUUAAGCUGAUACAAAUGGAGCAACCUUGGUCCAUGUUUGGCCUAUUUUCUGCAUCUGUACAAUCACAACAAGUUGACAGAUCAGCCUGACUGAACUAGCUUUAAAAGAGUGCAUCCAGGUGGGCCACCAAACAAUACAGUCAGCUGGAGAGCACGGUUGUCUUGUUUGGGCUUUUUAUGGCGGGAACAGAGAUGGCGCAGGAAGGGAUUGGGUGAGAGGGCACAACAAAGGGAACAUAAUAAGGCUGGCACUGGUGGAAAAAUAGCGGUGGUGGUCAGGAAAGAGUGUGGGUAGUACACUUAGCAGAAUUUCACUUAGAGGCAGCGGUGUGGCUGUGUUAGUUCAACAGUAUACGUUUACACACUUCCAUCCAAUUAUGUCAGUGUUAUAUCUCUGUAUUUUGCUCUUUUGGCUCAGGGUUUUUUAUAUGUAUUGCUAAAGAUCCAUAUUGACAUAAAUCGAAAAACUCAUAAUUACAAUCAAAUUCAGAAUAUUUUAUUUAUGGGGGUGGGGUGGGGCAUUAUAUCAUUACACUUGCUCUUUAAAUAAAAAUAUUAAUAGAAGGAGAAUAGAAAUAGGAAUGUAUAAAAAUAAAUAAGAAUUGGAAUCUAUAAAUUAGACAACGAUACUUAGAUUCUCAGUAACAGUAAGCCGCAUAGGAAACCCGUUGCUAGGAAAUCUGGACAAUGAUAUUUACGAGUCUUAAAAUAUGCAAUAUUAGAGGGAACACGACUCAGAAUAUCCAGUCCCUGUGCCCACAGGUCACUCUUUGAAUCUAGAGGCACUAUUCAGCAACUUGCGAUUAGAGUAAGAAGGUAAAACUUCCACUUCUAUGUCAAUGAAACUCCUUCAGCCCUGCCUGGAGAGAGCAAAAUGGCCUACUGUUCUAAAUAUGGAAAUAUGGACAGUAUUUAUAUCAGGCUUUUGCAUUUUAUGCCAUAUUCACCCAUUCAUACAUUGAUUGCAGAGGCUGCGAUGUAAAGCAUCCAUCAGCAGGAACUAACACCAGGGGUAGUUUUGAGGUUAGACUUACAAAUAUUCCCCACACUGGGGAAGAAUGUGCCAUAUUUUCUUUUCCUCAAUAUGUCAUGAUUUUGAUGUAAGUGACUGGACAAUAAUUUAAGAACUCAUUGUCAUUCAAGCACUCCUCUCGUGAGUAAAGGUACAGUCUGUAGAAAAUUUGAAAAUAAAGCAUUAUAUAUUCUCACUCCUGUUCAUAAAGCAACUAUGUCCUCCAAGGACAAAAAAUCUCCUGUGAUGACGAUAAGCUUGAUCCUUUAUUUAUCAAAUUUAUACUGUCAAAUACAUUGAUUUCUACCAAGUCUGUUUUGCUAUAUGACACUAAAUUCUACAUAUGUAACCUCUAAAGAAACAUUAUGCAAUUAAUUCACAUCAGAGGCAAAGAAGUCUUCAUUUCUUACUGCAUGCCCCACCUUUUCUUGAAAUAUGUGUUUUGAGCUGCUUGAAGUCUGGCAAGAUUUUCUGGAAGCAAAUGUCUCCCCUUUUACAUGUCUUAUCCUAGUAUUGUUACAACAAAUGGUGCUAUCCAGUCCAGUUUAGUGUCCCCCAAACAAGAGCCCACAUGGUGUUUUAAUUGCCUUAUGUUUUGUCCAGGUUGAGAAAGUGUCCCAUAUCUGCAGAUUGUGCACCAGAUCACUUACAAAUACCCAGUAUAAUUGGUAAUUUAAGUAAGUGAAGUUGUAAGCUAGAGAAUGUUUUGCAGUAUAUUUAAGUUUCUGACUAAAUGAAAACCUGGGCAGGACCCAGAGUUUACAGACACAAGGAAUGCUGGUCCUUCAGGAAAAACUAUCUGGUGGUAUUGUAUAGAGGUAUGUUUAUUUAAAUUGUUAAGUACUGAACAUUCAGUAAAUGGAACAAUUUCUUAAUGUAAUUAAGAAUUACUCAGCAAUGUGCUUUUCUGUGUAAAAUGACUUGGGAAUGUAACCGUCUUGCAGGAAUAUCAGACUUAAAAUUAACCAGCCCCUGUGAUUGAUUUGAAGUUUUCAUAAAACACACAGGGGGGGUUGUGUUUUUAAGAUGAAUGUUCAUUUCACUUUUUCUGACAGGGGAGCCUAUGGCCCAUAGAAAUACUUUAUUCAAUGGUUACUCGGUACUAAGUUCUCCUGUCUCCUGGCUCAUACCAAAGAAUGCCUUCUUUUGACAAACUUUUGUCAUGUUUUUGGAUCUUUUCAGUGCUGAAGUUUUUCAAAGAAUUUAGGGAUUCAAAAAAAAAAACUGAUGAUACAGCAUGCUUGUUACAUCAUCUUUGAUAAAAUGUGCUCAUCAAUGUUUUUGUGCAAACUUUUCACCCUUUCUUAACAGCUUUUGUUUGUCUGGUGUCAGAUAUUGUAUUGCUUACCAUUUUGUUUCAUCUUAUCUUGGGCAAAGAAAAAUGUUGGGGCAAUAAACUGUUUUCUAAUUCUU